Colletotrichum aenigma is the source of this 567-nucleotide messenger RNA. RefSeq lists its product as uncharacterized. NCBI's taxonomy places the organism in Eukaryota, Fungi, Ascomycota, Sordariomycetes, Glomerellales, Glomerellaceae. Bases 1 to 567 code for a protein of 188 amino acids. The transcript has a single exon. The record is from RefSeq and is a predicted model, not a curated record.
AUGAAAUGGACCACCGGCGCUCCGCUCGGGAAGCCUCUAUCGUUGCGAAGAACCAAGGUCCACGAGAUUGACGAGACUUGGGGCUUGUACCAGGACGAUGCUUCAGUCUACAGCGAUUGCUCUUACACCCAUUACGCGUGGGUCACCCCAAGAUUCGACGACAGCAUUUCCGAAAUAGCGUCCAGGACAAGUAGUCGCUCGUCUGGCCGUCUUCGGAGGGAGCACCGGUCCAGAGCCCCGCCUCGCUUCGGACCGUCUCCCGCCAUGCACCCGCCACCUCUCUUCCCGCAACACCCACAUCCACCGGGGCCGCCGCCUCCACCCUUCAUGCCGCCUCAGCACACAUUUCACGACUACCAUGGCUACGAAGACGACGACGACGACGACGAUGUUGAGAGCGGUUACGAAGAUUAUGGCACAGAACCGCAAUUCCACUCACAUCCUCACCCUCCUUUCCCGCCAGCGUCCGCACACCCGCCAGCCCCAGGUGGCGAAGCUCCCUUCAUCGUUCUGAACGGCGGCGGCGGCGGCGGCGGCGGCGGCGCUCACAAAUACACGCCUUGGUGA